CUUCACCAGACUGAAUCAGCACUGGGCAACCGUGUUUCGCCGGAUGUGAAUCAGCACUGUGGUAUUUCCGGACAUGAAUCAGCACCAGGAAAAUAUGCUUCACCGAAUGUGAAUCAGCACCGGGAAAACAUGUAUGCAGUAUUUUUAAGUAAAGCUUCGCUAGAUGUGAAUCAGCACUGGGAAAAUGUAUAUGCGGUAUUUUUGAGUAAGGCUUCGCCGGACGUGAAUAAGCACCGGGAAAACAUGCAUGCAGAAUUUUUAGAUAAGUUCUUAGGCUUAGCCGGAUGUGAAUCAGCACCGGGAAAACGUGCUUUGCCGGAUGUGAAUCAGCACCAGCAAAACGUGCCUGCAAAAUUUUUGGGCUUCGCCGGAUGUGAAUUAGCACCAGGAAAACGUGCUUUGCCAGACAUGAAUCAGUACCGGGAAAAUGUGCAUGCAGAAUUUUUGAGCUUUGCCAGACAUAAAUUAGCACCGGGAAAACAUCAUGUGACAUUUUUUGGUAAGUUUUUAAGCUUCGCCGGAUGUGAAUCAGCAUCAGAAAACGUGCGUGCAGCAUUUUUGGUUUUUCAUGAUAUUGGAACUUGCGUUGCCAUUGAUACUUCUGUUUUGUGA
Molecule: messenger RNA, 612 nt
Organism: Dentiscutata erythropus
Lineage: Eukaryota; Fungi; Glomeromycota; Glomeromycetes; Diversisporales; Gigasporaceae
Source: the annotation of a GenBank genome assembly